AAGCGGUGUGGCAUUAAGAAAGAGAAAUAUAUAGGGGUCGACCAAACUGAGCGGGAUUUUUUGGCAGAAGAAACUGAAAGUAGCAUGUCCUAUUUAACCAGUAAAGGGGUGUGACAUGCCUGUUAGCAGUCUGUAUGUAUAGGUGAACCUACAUAGGGCAGCCUGUGGAGAGACACAUUUAAAAGAAAGUUGUCAACAUCUGAACGCGAGUAUCAACACUGAAGAGUUAGCCUACAGGACUGGAAUCAAUGUGGGCAAGUGGAUGGAUCGUUAAAGACACCCAGACUUGCUGUGGAUUUUACGGUGCAGGGACUCGGAAGUACUCGGAAGGUCCGUGCAGUACAGUACAGGUUUAUACAAGGAUUUUGCAGUAACAGAGCAGCAGUUUUGACAAAAUGGCUAUACAUGUGGCUGGUUUGGUGUCCAUCAUCCUAUUUUACCUACUCAUUCUUGGGGUUGGUCUGUGGGCAGCUCGUAAGUCAAAAAGUACCGGACAGGAUGCAGACAGUGAGAAUGUGAUGCUGGCAGGACGAAACAUUGGCCUGGUGGUCGGGGUGUUUACUAUGACAGCAACAUGGGUAGGAGGUGGUUUUAUAAACGGGACAGCAGAGGUAAUCUAUACGGAUGGAUUUGUCUGGUGCCAAGCCCCCUUUGGUUAUGCAUUAAGUCUUGUAUUUGGAGGGUAUUUCUUUGCGGAGAGAAUGCGAUCACAGGGAUAUGUGACCAUGCUGGACCCUUUCCAACAGAAGUAUGGUGAGAGAAUGGGAGGAUUACUGUACAUCCCCGCUCUUCUGGGCGAAGUCUUUUGGUCAGCAGCAAUCUUAGGUGCUCUUGGUGCUACUCUGUCAGUGAUAAUAGACCUCGAUAUCAAGACGUCCAUCAUUGUGUCCGCCUGUGUAGCAACUUUCUACACCUUAUUUGGGGGCCUGUACUCGGUGGCCUACACUGAUGUUGUACAGCUGUUUUGUAUCUUUAUUGGUCUGUGGCUGAGCAUACCAUUUGCUAUGACCCAUGAGGCAGUGGGGGACAUCACUUUCAAUUCUACCACCUACUGGGUUCAAGAGCUUGACCCAAAGUAUUCUGGCUACUACAUUGACAGCUUUCUCCUCCUUAUCUUUGGAGGAAUACCUUGGCAGGUUUAUUUUCAGCGAGUGUUGUCAGCAAAAACUGCAUCAAAUGCCAAGCUAUUAUCGUAUAUUGCAGCUGGGGGGUGUAUUGUCAUGUCUAUCCCGUCGGUCCUCAUUGGUGCUGUAGCAACUGUCACAGAUUGGAAUGCCACUGACUAUGCCAUCGUAGAUCAUCGCACUGUGCCCAUCCCUAAGGAGGAUAUCAAAUUGAUCCUUCCGAUGGUCCUUCAGUACCUCAGCCCCACCUGGGUGUCAUUCUUUGGCCUCGGAGCAGUGUCAGCAGCUGUCAUGUCCUCUGCGGACUCCUCUAUCUUAUCUGCUAGUGCCAUGUUUGCUAGGAAUAUAUACAAGCUGAUAUUUAGACAGAAGGCAUCAGAGGCCGAGAUUCUGUGGGUGAUGCGGAUUGCCAUAUUUGGAGUGGGUGGUCUCGCCACUGCUAUGGCGAUAACUGUGGAAUCAAUUUAUGAUCUCUGGUACCUGUGUUCAGACCUUGUAUAUGUGGUGCUCUUUCCUCAGCUCUGUAGUGUUAUCUAUCUACAGGGAACAAACACCUACGGCUCCCUGGCCGGCUUCAUCACUGCAUUCUUCUUCAGGCUGUCAGGUGGGGAGAAGUCCAUGCAUGUACCUACCUUGAUAAAGUUUCCAUUUUAUGAUGAAGUUGAUGAAAUACAGUUAUUUCCCUUUAAAACCUUGAGUAUGCUUCUGUCAUUUUUUGUAUUGGUGUCUGUAUCAUACUCCCUUAAGUACCUGUUCGAGGCAGGGAUACUACAUAGGAAGUAUGACGUAUUUAUGUGUGUGGUAAACACACCAGAAGAGACAAUAGCAUUGAAGGACCAAGGGCCCUGUGAAUUAACCGCCAUCACCCCAACCAAGGAGCCCAAUGGCAAGAUCAACCCUGCACUGAAAAUAUCCCAAGAGGAUUUAAUUGGAGCGGAAACAGCAUACCUCAGGGAGCGAAAAUCGCCCAGUUCCCCAGAUCACUCGACCAACUUACUGGCUCCUCAAUGGAAGUAAUGCUGUUAUUGUAUUAGGUCAGGAAGCGUAACCUUCAAAUGUCAUCCCCAACACUGUCUAAUGUUAUCAUGUUUGUCUGCCCUGUUUUAAAUGUAGAAGGAAUAAAAACCUGAUCUCUAAAGAGGUAUUUUAAAAGGAGCUGGUCAGGUGAAGUGUAUAUUGACGAAGAAUCUGUGAGACGCUUUGGUCAUUUUAAAUUCAUAAUCGCCAACAGCAAUCACCUCCAUCAUACCCGAGGCACGUGUAAACAGUGCGGCUGUUGGUAUGAUUCUAAAGGAUACUGGUUAAUAAAUAUUGUUUUUAAUUAUAAAUCUUUUUAGAUAUUUUUUUUAAUUUCCUUUUUCAAGGUUUAUUUUGUAUGUCUGGAAAAAAAACCCACCAAUAACGAUAUUCACACGACAGGUAACAGUAUAAGCGUAUUGCUUGAUAUUUUAUUUAAGUUUGAUUUUUUUUUAUUGUAAUUCUAAUACAAACUUUAAUAUGAAAUAUAUAUACAUGUGUUAUAUUCAUUAUUUUUACCUCUGAUAUUUUAGAUAAAAGAGUUACUUAACAUAAUACAAGACAUAUGACUUAAAUGACCUAUAACUUAUAUAUAUAUAUAUAUACUAUUACAAGAAAGUACCAUUAACUAUGUAGAUCAUAAUCCAUUUUUUUGGUGAAAAAAAGUAUACAGAAGUAUGAUUGUUGUCAAUACUGGAAGUGUGUUUGGUUAUAUGUCGUUGUGAGUUGACCUGGUGUAUGUUCACAUAUAGACUUGAAGGACAGUUGAUCAAGAUUUGUUAUAUUGAUUAGACAAAUAAUCAAUGUUCAUCAGGCUGUGGAAAUUUGGAUUUAAAAAAAUAUAUAUAUCUGGAUGACAAGACUAUCACUGAAAUUUAACCUUGUUUCUGAACGAUUAAGAUCACCAACUAAAGCAAAGACUUUCUUUAGGUUGAACUAUGUGAUGUAAUUUCUUUGAAAUCUUUUUACCCAUCUGAUAAAAAUCCAGAUACCAUGAACUGUACCUCCAGUCUCUGUGAUAAUUAAGAUAUCGGGUUUUAAAUAGAAUUGCUUUUCAAUUUUUUUUUCUGCUAAACAUCAACAUGUACUGUAUACUUUAAAACUUAAUCUUAUACUAUAUUUAAAUUCAAUUAUUAUGUUUUUACUAAUGUCCGCUGUAGUGAUCAAGUCGGCCUCGUAACAGACGGCAAAAGUGUAUGUUAAACUGCAGUGACAAAUGUCCUGGUAUACGGUAUUGUACGUAGGGUACUUUUGAGUUUGAUUUUUAUCAUCAUGUCAAGUGAUGAAGAGCAGACAUUUUUGUGAAACUAUUAAAGUUUUAACAUAUUCUGACUUUAAAGCAAAUAUAAGAACUUGAAUGUUGCAAGUUAAUUAACUACUGUGGUUGGUAUAACUAAAUGAAAACAACAUUCCAUAUAUCUACAUUAAAAUUCCAUUGAAGUUUUUUUAUGAUUUUCGUACUUUAAAACUACAUUGAAAUUUUUACAACUUUAUGUAUACAUUUACAUUGUCAUCUGUUUUUAUUUCACACAUUUUUUUAAUUUUAAGUUUGUUUUAGAGUUGAACAUUAUUGCCUAUCAGGUAUAGGUUUUUACUAUUAUUACCCUGUCAUACUGUGGGUCUAACAUGUACACCAGAUAAUCAUGUAGUAGACACCCUGUCAUACUGUGGGUCUUAUACCAGAUAAUCACGUAAUAGACACCCUGUCAUACUGUGGGUCUAAUACCAGGUAAUCAUGUAGUAGACACCCUGUCAUACUUUGGGUCUUAUGCCAGAUAAUCAUGUAGUAGACACCCUGUCAUGCUGUGGGUCUAAUACCAGAUAAUCAUGUAGUAGAUGCCCUGUCAUACUGUGGGUCUAAUACCAGAGAAUCAUGUAGUAGACAUCCUGUCAUACUGUGGGUCUAAUACCAGAUAAGCAUGUAGUAGACACCCUGUCAUACUGUGGGUCUAAUACCAGAGAAUCAUGUAGUAGACAUCCUGUCAUACUGUGGGUCUAAUACCAGAUAAUCAUGUAGUAGAUACCCUGUCAUACUGUGGGUCUAAUACCAGGUAAUCAUGUAGUAGACACCCUGUCAUACUGUGGGUCUAAUACCAGAUAAUCAUGAAAUAAAAGGAUGUGUCAUCUACUUAGUUAAGAAUACACUGAAAUAAAAGGAUGUCAUUUACUUAGAAUACACUGAAAUAAAAGGAUGUGUCAUUUACUAAGAAUACACUGCAGAACUGGUUUUCACUAGACACGGCUAUAUAUUACAAAACACCUUAAUGCUAUCUUACUAUCAGAUAUAUAAUAUUUCCUUUACAACAAAGUUCUACGCCAACUGAAAUUUGUAAAUAUUUUCAAAAAUGUUGAUUUUAAAUUGGUUUUUCAAUUUAUGACAUUGAUCUGAAAAUUUAUGAGUGCAUAGAUAAUACUAGUGUACUUCUGUUCUAUUAGGUUUAAUGAUGCUCAUGAAAACAUUUCAAGGGAAAUUACUCCUAACACAGUAUCACAAAGUAGCAUAUAUCCUUAAUUCCAUCACUCACCAAUAUAUAUUCCACAUGUAACAUUACUGAUUUUAAAGCUGACUGACACAGUACUAGUGUAGUUUCCUUGACUACUGAAUUAUAACCUUGACAACAGGUAUGUUGUACAAAUAUAUAUACAACUAACUUCAGAAUUUUUAGAAUGUGAUAAAGUUGAAUGCAAAUAAGCUGCUCUUUCCAAUUUCACAGCUGACUGACUAGGUAAACAUCUCUACUAAUUGAACAUACUUGACUGUAGUUAACCUGUUCAUUAAAGGGUUUGUGAUAUGAAAGGGAAUGCAAUAAAUGUGUGUGUUAGAUACAUGUGAUGUAGAAGAAUUCUAGUUCACCAAUAAAUCGAUGAAGCUUUAGAAAGUUCAAUGUGUGUAUGUUAACGAUUUCUGUACAUAUAUAAACUGUAUAUAAUAAAUGGUGGAAGAGCUGUAUACCAAAUAUUUUUUGGGAAAAAAAAGUUACCUAGGAAAUAUCUUAGUGUUGUAAAGCCUAGGCAUCAUAUAACCUCACAUCAAAUUUUAACAACAUUAUUUUGGGGGGUGGAAGAAGUUACACAUAUCAAUGAACAAACUAUUAUUGAACUUGCCCAAAGGUUAGUGUUUCGCUGACCUUGUGUGCCGCUGAGACACAGUGUAUACCCAAUGUUAUUGACCUAGUCCAAAGGUUAGGCUGUUUGCUGACCUUGAUGAGAUACAGUGCACCAUUCAACUAUAGAUAUUUGGUGUAUACCAAACUGCACCUUAGUCGUAAUUUACUUAAAAACUUUCAGCAAUUCAAAAAAAAAUAAUGAGGAUCGUGCCCUUAUAUUAACGCCCAAGAUAAUAUUUGCACAUCCUUCCUCAAAAAAUGGUACUGUGGACCCCCCCCCCCAAGUUUAAUAAUAGAUUAUUACUACCCAUUUAUUAAUUGCCCUUGUUGUAGGGAAUCAUGAUUCUGUGUUUCCCUUGAGAUUUAUUGAGAUGUAUCAUAUUUCACGAGGGAAACACAAUGUUUAUUUCCAUGUCAUGUGAUCAUCCUAAUCCAAUGAGACAUGCUGUUAUAUAGAUUAGGUAUAAGAAUAUGGCUUGUGACCCUUUGUGAUUGACUGAUCAAGUGUCCAGUCCUGUUUCAUUUGUACACAUCAUGUAAAUAGAAAGUAUAUAUAUUGGUUGUGGUGAAAUAUAGGGUGAACUAACUGCUCAUGCUACUGACACGUCGGAGUGAAACUAAUUCAUGAAUCAUUGCUGCAUUUGAAAGCUGCAUGUAGAGAUAUAUGUAUAUUGAUCAGUCAGUUAAUUGUAGAUAUGUUCCAACUUCAUUUACUCAUUCCUGUUGAUAUAUAAUCCAUAAGUACUGUACACAUAUACCAUUAAUGUAUAUAUGUAAAUGCUUACUAACUGUUAGCAGUGAGUUUAUAUACUGAUAAUGUCGAGGCUCUGAAAUUCAGUAAAAUCCGGACACUAUGCUGGGUAUAAAGUUCAGUAAAAUCCGGACAAGUAACACUAUGCUGGGUAUAAAGUUCAGUCAGAUUAUCAUUGGUAGGUUGAUACAGAUGAAGUGAUAAUUUUAAAAAGUCUAAACCAGCAAGAGAAAGCGUCUUAUAAUUGGUUUAAUUUACUGUUGUAGCGAUGAAAUAAUUUAAUGACAAUGUUUCUUAUAAAUAUGAAUACCUUUUAACAAAUCACUCCCCUCAACACUCAUUAUAUGAGAAUCUUAUUUGAGAAUCACAAUAUCAUGAAAUGGUGCCAAAAAUCAAAGGUCACUCAAUUCUUUUUAAAUUGUCCAUUGUGAUUUGGAUACAAAACAUUGCUGUUUGAGUAUGCUGUCAUCAAUGUCAUUAUAGGAUAGUCUCAGAACAUUGCUGUUUGAGUACGCUGAUAGUUAAGUUGCACUGCUGUUUAAGCCAUGUACAUGCGUGGUAUAUAAGGUUGUGUAAGCCAACAUUAAUGAUGACAUAUGUCAAUAAAACAAAAAAUAAAUAAAUAUGACUAUAGACUGUAGCUGGAAAUGAGAUUCCCAUGGACUGUAUAUAGUUAGCCAUAGACUGGCAAUUGGCUUCUCUGGGAUUCUAUAGCUGUAACGUUAGAAUGGAAACACUUUCCUUGGACAAUAUAGCUAACCAUAGACUGGCAAUGGUUUCUCUGUGCAAUAUAGCUUACCAUAGACUGGCAAUGGUUUCUCUGUGCAAUAUAGCUCAUCUUAGACUGGCAAUGGUUUCUCUGUGCAAUAUAGCUAACCAUAGACUGGCAAUGGUUUCUCUGUACAAUAUAGCUAACCAUAUACUGGCAAUGCUUUCUCUGUACAAUAUAGCUAACCAUAGACUGGCAAUGCUUUCUCUGUACAAUAUAGCUAACCAUAGACUAGCAAUAGUUUUUCUGUGCAAUAUAGCUAACCAUAGACUGGCAAUGGUUUCUCUGUACAAUAUAGCUAACCAUAGACUGGCAAUGCUUUCUCUGUACAAUAUAGCUAACCAUAGACUGGCAAUGCUUUCUCUGUACAAUAUAGCUAACCAUAGACUGGCAAUGGUUUCUCUGUACAAUAUAGCUAACCAUAGACUGGCAAUGCUUUCUCUGUACAAUAUAGCUAACCAUAGACUGGCAAUGGUUUCUCUGUACAAUAUAGCUAACCAUAGACUGGCAAUGCUUUCUCUGUACAAUAUAGCUAACCAUAGACUGGCAAUGGUUUCUCUGUACAAUAUAGCUAACCAUAGACUGGCAAUGCUUUCUCUGUACAAUAUAGCUAACCAUAGACUGGCAAUGGUUUCUCUGUGCAAUAUAGCUAAACAUAGACUGGCGAUAGUUUUUCUGUGCAAUAUAGCUAACCAUAGACUGGCAAUAGUUUCUCUGUGCAAUAUAGCUAUCCAUAGACUGGCAAUGGUUUUUCUGUACAAUAUAGCUAAACAUAGACUGGCGAUAGUUUUUCUGUGCAAUAUAGCUAUCCAUAGA
Mizuhopecten yessoensis (Yesso scallop) is the source of this 7584-nucleotide messenger RNA. Its product is annotated as high-affinity choline transporter 1-like. NCBI's taxonomy places the organism in Eukaryota, Metazoa, Mollusca, Bivalvia, Pectinida, Pectinidae. Gene Ontology annotation, biological process: transmembrane transport; acetylcholine biosynthetic process; choline transport. Gene Ontology annotation, cellular component: plasma membrane. Gene Ontology annotation, molecular function: choline:sodium symporter activity. The record is from RefSeq and is a predicted model, not a curated record. The transcript has 11 exons. The coding region runs from base 396 to 2141 and encodes 581 amino acids.